This is a messenger RNA of Hyla sarda, 5468 nucleotides long. It is a transcript of the gene CPS1, whose product is annotated as carbamoyl-phosphate synthase 1. Gene Ontology annotation, molecular function: metal ion binding; carbamoyl-phosphate synthase (glutamine-hydrolyzing) activity; ATP binding. Gene Ontology annotation, biological process: L-glutamine metabolic process; L-arginine biosynthetic process; 'de novo' pyrimidine nucleobase biosynthetic process. NCBI's taxonomy places the organism in Eukaryota, Metazoa, Chordata, Amphibia, Anura, Hylidae. Gene Ontology annotation, cellular component: cytoplasm; carbamoyl-phosphate synthase complex. The transcript has 38 exons. The record is from RefSeq and is a predicted model, not a curated record. The coding region runs from base 48 to 4430 and encodes 1460 amino acids.
UAACAGCCGGAGGAACCCUGGUUGGGAAACACACUGUAGUAAAGAAUAUGAUGGCCCAAACUGCCAAUUUAGUGUUGGAAGAUGGGACAAAAAUCAGAGGAUACUCCUUUGGGCACCCAGCCUCAGUAGCCGGAGAGGUCAUCUUUAACACCGGACUGGGCGGAUAUGUUGAGGCUAUAACAGACCCCAGCUACCGCGGACAAAUUCUCACUCUCACUAACCCGAUAAUAGGAAAUGGAGGAGCACCUGACACCAAAGCAUUGGAUUCCUAUGGUCUUAUGAAAAACAUUGAGUCAGAAAACAUUCAGGUGUCUGGUUUACUAGUCUUGGACUACAGUCAUGAAUAUAAUCACUGGGGAGCAGUUAAGUCACUCUCAGAGUGGCUACAUGAAGAAAAGGUUCCUGCACUUUGUGGAAUUGAUACCAGAAUGUUGGCAAAAAAGAUUCGGGACAAGGGCACUGUACUGGGUAAAAUCGAAUUUGAGGGACAGCCAAUUGAGUUUGUUGAUCCCAACAAGAGGAACCUAAUUGCAGAAGUAUCAACUAAGGAUGUAAAAGUAUAUGGCAAAGGGAACCCUGUUAAAAUUGUGGCUGUGGACUGUGGAGUGAAACACAACAUCAUUCGACAACUGGUAAAGAGAGGAGCUGAGGUGAACCUGGUUCCCUGGAAUCAUGACUUCACAAAAAUGGAAUACGAUGGUCUCUUACUUACAAGUGGACCUGGAAACCCAGAAUUGGCCCAGCCACUAAUACAAAAUCUGAGGAAGGUCUUCAAAAGUGACCGCCCUGAACCAGUGUUUGGAAUCUGUAUGGGGAAUGAGAUUGCAGCUUUGGCAGCUGGUGCCAAGACAUAUAGGUUGCCUAUGGCUAACAGAGGGCAGAAUCAGCCAGUUAUGAACACAAUGAAUGGACAGGCCUUUAUCACAGCUCAGAAUCAUGCCUAUGGAGUAGACAGCAAAUCUUUACCUGCCGGUUGGAAACCACUCUUUGUAAACAUAAACGAUCAGAGCAAUGAGGGCAUCAUGCAUGAGACCAAGCCAAUCUUCACUGCCCAAUUUCACCCUGAGGCCAACCCUGGACCUGUUGACACAGAGUUCUUGUUUGAUGUCUUCCUGUCAAUGAUAAAGAAGGGUAAAGGCACAACCCUGGCAUCUGUAAUGCCCAAACCUGGUCUACAGUCUAAGAGAAUUGAGGUAUCCAAAGUCCUCAUCUUGGGUUCUGGAGGUCUCUCCAUUGGACAAGCAGGAGAAUUUGAUUAUUCUGGAUCCCAGGCUGUCAAAGCUAUGAAAGAAGAGAAUGUGAAAACCGUCCUCAUGAACCCAAACAUCGCCUCUGUCCAGACCAAUGAGGUGGGAAUCAAGCAAGCUGACACUGUCUACUUCCUGCCUAUCACACCACAAUUUGUCACUGAAGUUAUUAAGACAGAGCGACCAGAUGGCAUCAUCCUGGGGAUGGGUGGACAGACAGCCCUGAACUGCGGUGUGGAACUCUUCAAACGUGGCGUGCUUAAGGAGUAUGGAGUUCGAGUAUUGGGAACUUCAGUGGAAUCCAUCAUGUUUACUGAAGACAGGCAGCUUUUCUCUGACAAACUAAAUGAGAUAAAUGAACCCAUCGCCCCAAGCUUUGCCGUAGAAUCGGUGAAAGAUGCUCUGAAUGCAGCUGACAAAAUUGGCUACCCUGUCAUGAUUCGAUCAGCCUAUGCUUUGGGUGGACUGGGGUCAGGUCUUUGUCCCAAUAAAGAAACACUCACAGACCUGGCAACAAAGGCCUUGGCAAUGACAAACCAGAUUUUGGUGGAACGCUCAGUUGUGGGUUGGAAGGAGAUUGAGUAUGAGGUGGUAAGAGAUGCAGCAGAUAACUGCGUCACUGUCUGCAACAUGGAAAAUGUGGAUGCUAUGGGAGUCCACACAGGUGACUCGAUUGUUGUAGCUCCAGUUCAGACUCUGUCUAAUGAAGAGUGCCAGAUGUUAAGGGCCGUUUCUAUCAAAGUUGUGCGACAUCUGGGCAUAGUCGGUGAAUGCAAUAUCCAGUUUGCUUUGCAUCCUACUUCACUGGAAUAUGUCAUCAUUGAAGUCAAUGCCCGACUCUCCCGUAGCUCUGCUUUAGCUUCUAAAGCCACUGGGUACCCACUGGCUUUUAUUGCUGCUAAAAUAGCCCUGGGUAUACCCCUGCCAGAGAUUAGGAAUGUUGUCUCUGGAAAAACCACAGCUUGCUUUGAGCCAAGUCUUGACUACAUGGUCACUAAGAUACCCCGCUGGGAUUUGGAUCGCUUCCAUGGUGCCUCAGGAUUGAUUGGCAGCUCUAUGAAGAGUGUCGGAGAGGUCAUGGCUAUUGGUCGCACAUUUGAAGAAAGUUUCCAGAAGGCACUACGAAUGUGUCAUCCAUCAGUAGAUGGCUUCACCUCAAAUCUUCCAAUGAACAAAGCUUGGUCAGCAGAUACCAACCUAAGGAAAGAGAUGGCAGAGCCCACCAGCACUCGUGUAUACAGCAUGGCCAAGGCACUGCAGACAGGAAUUCCUAUAGAUGAAAUCAACAAACUCACAGCCAUUGACAAGUGGUUCCUCUACAAGAUGCAAGGCAUUCUGAACAUGGAGAAGACUCUGAGAAGCAGCAAGAGUGAAUCUGUUCCAGAAGAGACAUUGCUGCGUGCCAAGCAAAUAGGCUUCUCUGACCGCUAUAUUGGAAAGUGUCUGGGGCUGACUGAAGCUCAAACCAGAGAACUUAGGCAGAACAAGAAUGUCAAGCCAUGGGUCAAGCAGAUUGAUACAUUGGCCGCUGAAUAUCCUGCAAUAACAAACUACCUCUACCUCACUUACAAUGGACAGGAACAUGACAUAAAGUUUGAUGACCAUGGGAUGAUGGUUCUAGGCUGUGGCCCAUAUCAUAUAGGCAGCAGUGUUGAGUUUGAUUGGUGUGCGGUUUCCAGCAUCCGUACACUACGGGAGCUCGGAAAGAAGACUGUGGUGCUGAACUGUAACCCUGAGACUGUCAGUACAGAUUUUGAUGAAUGCGACAAACUUUACUUUGAGGAACUGUCACAGGAAAGAAUUUUGGACGUAUUCCAACUAGAACAAUGUGAUGGCUGCAUCAUCUCAGUAGGAGGGCAGAUCCCAAACAACAUGGCAGUGCCUUUGCACAAGAAUGGAGUGAAGAUCAUGGGCACCAGCCCACUGCAGAUUGAUAGAGCUGAAGACCGUUCCAUUUUCUCUGCUGUCCUGGAUGAACUUCAGAUUGCCCAAGCACCCUGGAAGGCAGUAAACUCUCUGGAUGAUGCUCUGCAGUUCACAAAGACUGUUGGCUACCCAUGCUUACUACGUCCUUCUUAUGUGCUCAGUGGAUCAGCAAUGAAUGUGGUGUAUGGAGACGAGGAACUGAAGACCUUCCUAGCUGAAGCCACACGAGUGUCACAGGAGCACCCAGUGGUGAUCACCAAGUUCAUUCAAGGUGCACGAGAAGUGGAAAUGGAUGCUGUUGGAAAAGAAGGCCGUGUCAUUUGUCAUGCUAUUUCAGAGCAUGUGGAGGAUGCUGGAGUACACUCAGGAGAUGCUACCCUUAUGAUCCCCACACAGACAAUCAGCCAGGGGGCAUUGGAGAAGGUGAAAAUUGCAACCAAGAAAAUUGCAAGCGCCUUUGCCAUUUCUGGACCCUUCAAUGUGCAGUUCCUUGUCAGAGGAAAUGAUGUUCUGGUGAUUGAAUGCAACCUGAGAGCUUCCCGUUCCUUCCCAUUUGUGUCCAAGACCUUGGGGAUUGACUUUAUUGAUGUGGCCACCAAAGUCAUGAUUGGAGAAAAAAUUGAUGAAGGUCCUCUCCCAACAUUAGAGAGACCCAUCAUCCCUGCAGAUUAUGUUGGCAUCAAGGCACCAAUGUUCUCCUGGCCACGCUUGAGAGGAGCUGAUCCAAUUCUGCGCUGUGAGAUGGCAUCCACUGGUGAGGUGGCUUGCUUUGGACAAAACAUCUACUCUGCCUUCCUGAAGGCCAUGAUAUCUACAGGCUUCAAACUGCCCCAAAAGGGAAUUCUGAUUGGAAUCCAGCAUUCAUUCCGUCCUCAUUUCCUUGGCACUGCCCAGCAACUCAAAGACGAAGGAUUCAAGCUGUAUGCCACUGAGGCCACUGCAGAUUGGCUUAAUGCAAAUGAUGUUCCCACUACAGCUGUUGCCUGGCCAUCUCAGGAGGGACAGUCUAAUUCUCCAUCAAUCAACAAGUUGAUCAAGGAAGGCAGCAUUGAUAUGGUCAUUAACCUGCCAAACAACAACACAAAGUUUGUGCGUGAUAACUUCCUAAUAAGGAGGUCUGCAGUGGACAGUGGAGUUGCUUUACUUACCAACUUCCAGGUGGUCAAACUGUUUGCUGAAGCUAUUAAAUAUUCCGGAGACCUGGAUGCUAAAAGUCUUUUCCACUACAGAAAAAUUGGGGGUGCCAAGUCCUCAUAAGGAGCCCAAACUUUUCUAAAGCAGCUUUCAUAACCGAAAGGACCGUCUCACUGAAGGAGAUCUUUUCUUGAUCAUUUGUUUAUUUUCAAUUGUAUUUGACAUUGUCUUAAGAAGACACUAAGAUGUUGCUAAGAGGAUUUGAACAUGUGAAAUCUGAACUCUGCUGGGGAAAAAAAAUAAUUAUAUAUUUGUUUAAAUAAUUCUUAGUAUACAACAUGGAUUGCCAUUUAGAGUCACCCCUACAAUUUCUAUAUCACCAUAUAAACAUAAAACAUACAUAUCUUAGGCCAUCACAUUCUAUAUAGUUACAUCUUAAUUCUACCAUAGUGUAUGGACUUUUGAAAGGAUUUGACAUCAUCAAAGUGAAAAUGUUAAGAUACAAAAAUACUGAUAAAAUAUCUCCAUCUCCAAGCACCAGUACAGUACAGUACAUGGCAGGUCAUUUAAAACAUCUUUCAUAGGCUGUAUAGUAUCACAAACACAGUAGUGUAGCUUCUCAUACUUUGUCUAUAAUAAACCCCAUAUUAAUUGGGUUUGAUUUCAGCAUUGUGUCCAGAAAUCCUAAAUCUAUAAGCUAAAAAUCUAACAUCAAAUCUAUCAUUGGUUAUGUACUGUUUGCUCUACAUUAUAUAAUCUAGGAUAUCCUAAAUAUAUUUUUAUUAGGCACAUCCUAUAUAGGUUUGUGAAACUGUAAAAAUGUACCUACAUAUUUGGUCUUAGAUACAAGGAGACCAAAGAAAACAGUAUAUUGAGAAUGUAAAAAUGGAACUGUACAGUUAUUUGGCUAGAUCCAUGUUUGGCAGAGAGUAGCACUAGUCUGGAGCCUGUAACAUAUAAACCACCUACAGUAACAGUACUAACUUUUCAGGGACAAAGUACUAACCUUGGAUAAUGUUUAUACUGAACCCAUCUAUAAAAAUGUGCACAUUGUAAUGAUGAUAAGCCAUUUCUAAGUUGAACACAAACUUUUUAAACAUGGCUGUUACAAAGAAGCAAAUGUUAAAUGGAGGAUCCUAAUAAUUGAAUGUGAAGAAAUAA